CGUUCACAAGGCUUGUUCCUUAAACUAAGGAUUCCUCCCCCUCCUCCCCCUUUAGUUCAUCAGACGGUUCAUGCCAGUAGAAAAUUUGCAGUAAGCGAAGGGAAACCAUGGCAUCGCUAAGGUUUACACUGUGUGCUGUUUUCUUUGUGGUUCUAAUGGCAGUAGUUGAAGUGAAGUCAGAACCCAUUAUAUGUAAGGUCAACUAUCCGAAGGCAGGGAAAUGUCCCGCCUAUUUGAGCCAAGAAAAUUACCCUGCCGAUACCCUCUCAUACCGUCCCCGCUGCGAAUGCGCCCGCGACAGCGACUGCCCUAGAGGCCUGCUGUGUUGCGUGGGUCAUGGCGGGUCCUCCACCAGUUGCUACCAUCCCGAAGCAUAGGGGCCGGAGUUUCGGUUCGUGAGUUGUGGUUGGCUGGUUUGGGUUGGCGGGUAAGGAGAGAUUUGUAUCUAAUGAAGUAAAGAGUGAAUGUCA
Molecule: messenger RNA, 470 nt
Organism: Penaeus chinensis
Lineage: Eukaryota; Metazoa; Arthropoda; Malacostraca; Decapoda; Penaeidae
Exons: 3
Coding region: 108-377 (89 amino acids)
Cellular component (GO): extracellular region
Molecular function (GO): peptidase inhibitor activity
Source: RefSeq, a predicted model, not a curated record